Paramecium tetraurelia is the source of this 786-nucleotide messenger RNA. RefSeq lists its product as uncharacterized. The transcript is spliced from 4 exons. NCBI's taxonomy places the organism in Eukaryota, Ciliophora, Oligohymenophorea, Peniculida, Parameciidae. Gene Ontology annotation, biological process: rRNA methylation. The record is from RefSeq and is a predicted model, not a curated record. Gene Ontology annotation, molecular function: RNA methyltransferase activity; RNA binding.
AUGUAUAUUUUGAAGUUUGGAUCAAGAUUUUCGUCUUAGAAAUCAUAUGAUUAUUUAUAUGGCAUAAACCCAGUUAUGUCUGCAUUAUAUGCUAACAAAAGAUCAUUUACAUAACUUUAUGUAAAUUAAACAUAAUAAAAUGAUUAUAUCAACCCAAGAGUCUCUAAUAUUCUUAAUAGAGCUUAAUCUUUAAAACUGGAUGUUUAAAUGAUUCCCAAAAAUAAAUUAGAAAGAUAUUGCAGCAAUGACCACCAUUAAAAUGUAAUUUUAAAAUGUUCAAAAUUAAAUUAUUGUAAUUAAUUACCUGAUGAAUCCAAUUUUGUUCUAUUGGAUUCAGUUUAAGAUCCUUAAAAUUUUGGAGCAAUCUUAAGAGUCUGUUUUUUUUUAGGAAUUAAUACAGUUAUUGUUGAAAAAAAGGGUUAAUGUCCAUUAUCUCCAACAGUAAGUAAAACAAGUGCAGGUGCUCUUGAAUUAAUGAACAUUUUUGAAACUGAUAAUUUGGCCAAUUUUGUAAAACAAAGAAAACAUGAGUUUUAGGUAAUAGGAAGUGGUUUUGAAAGCAAUAGUAUUCCAAUUGAUGAGUUUUAGAAGGAUUAAAAUAAACCUAAAAAAAUAAUCAUUUUUGGAUCUGAAAGUUCAGGAAUAAGAACAGAAUUAUUCAAAUAAUGUGAUACAAUUGUAAAUAUAAUGACUAGUCGACAUACUUUUCCAGAAACCUUAGUUGAUUCAUUAAAUGUAAGUGUAUCAGCUGGAAUCAUAUUAUAAUCAGUGUUGAAUAGUAAAUGA